UCCGACCCCAGCCUCUUGAUUUGUCCUGAUUUCCUUAGUGAUCCAUACCUGGCUAGUCGCACCAGCCUCGUUACCCCUACCACCACCGAGGCACAAGCAGUGGAUCUCCUUCGCACGGUGUGGCUCACCACCAACAAUGCCUUGCAUUCCCAAUGGCAACAACAGCUCGCUGAAGACGAGCGUCUUCAAACUGAACGCCAACGCCUAGCCGAAGAAGCGGCCGAGCGCCAUCAACAGACUCUUCGGCUCGACGAAGAAUCUAACAAAGCCGAUGAAAGAAAGAAGAAUCGUGCGAAACACCUACCCAUUCCCAUGCGCCCUUGUCCCGACGCUACCGAUGAUGAAGUGUUAGUCUCCGAUUUUGCCCUCUGGAAGAUUGACAAGGGACACUAUGUCGAGCUAUAUUACUGGACGAAUGCUGGAAUUCAAGAAGCUCAUUCCACGUAUCGUACCUGGGACGAUGAAGGAAUGCUUCCCACGACCAGUGCAGAUGGUUCCACAACGUGGAUCACUGCUGCUGGUGCUAAACCGUCGCUGGCUGUCAUUGCUGAUCGUAAUCUCUCCACCAUAGAAUUUGCUCAAGCGGUACCAAGGAUGAUCAAAGCUUUGGAAGAAUACGACUGGCCAGUCCAAUGGGUAACGAUGCUGGCUCGCUUCUGGGCUGCACUCAUGCUUCAUUGGUACUGGAACUCGAUUGAUUCCAUCGCUCAGCGCGCCAUUUUGAUCUACCAGGAAGAACAACGUCGUGCCUGGCACAACGCCAUU
This is a messenger RNA of Suillus plorans, 765 nucleotides long. RefSeq lists its product as uncharacterized. The annotation marks the transcript as partial. The record is from RefSeq and is a predicted model, not a curated record. NCBI's taxonomy places the organism in Eukaryota, Fungi, Basidiomycota, Agaricomycetes, Boletales, Suillaceae. The transcript has a single exon.